This is a messenger RNA of Solenopsis invicta (red fire ant), 2644 nucleotides long. RefSeq lists its product as uncharacterized. The transcript is spliced from 7 exons. The record is from RefSeq and is a predicted model, not a curated record. Bases 153 to 1115 code for a protein of 320 amino acids. NCBI's taxonomy places the organism in Eukaryota, Metazoa, Arthropoda, Insecta, Hymenoptera, Formicidae.
GAUGAGUGGUCAUUGGCCGAACGGUUUACCCCCACGUGUGUGUACUCGCAGGCUAUAUAGAAGACCCCGCGAGGAAUUUCAUCUUCAGAACUGAGAGUCAGUGUCACGGAUCACGGAAAUCCACCGGGAAGUAACUACACAAUUUUUACAGAAUGCAGUACAAUCAGUACGCAGCGCUGUGCUUGAUCGCGCUUGUCUUGGGACAAGUCGCGGCAUUACCACAGCAUUCUCAGUACACACAGCAAUACCCGCAGUUAUAUCAAUCACAGCAGGUCAGAGAGGAGAGAAAAUUUGCCGAGAAACCGAACGCGAUGAAGAAAGUAGCGAUCGAUGACCUCGAGGAUAUUAGCACUAAUCAGAUUCAGGAGGGUGGCAGUAGCGGUUUCUCAUGGUCCAAUAUGCUAGGAAUGCUGAUGCAAAUACUGCUUCCUCAAACCGGAGGUGCAACCGGACCAAGUAAAAACGAAGUGGACGAAGGCGCGACCGUGAGCCCCUGGACUAACUUGCUUUCCAUGGGUCUGAGGAUCCUCACCGCCCUGCUGGGCGGAUCCCAACAACCGGUGGACGGUAUUGAUAAGGUGGACAAUCAAAGUAGUCCCAUGCAGGCAAUUUUGGCUACGGUGCUGGCCGCGUUUCUAGGACAGGGCAGAGUCUCCGAUGAACGGGUUGCUGUAAUAGCGACAAAUGCUUCUGAGCAGUUCAUCAGUAUAGUCAUCAACCUGCUGGAUGCUCUAAAAACAUCCUUUUCUCAUCGUUCGAAUGAGGCCCGCACGCUCGGAAGACGCGACACCGUUUCCGAAGCUGCGAUAGCAUCGAUUUCUAUGCUGAAGGGCUACAUGAGAUCCGUCAAGUCCUUCAGCUACGUAGGUCGCGCGGAGGAGGAGGGACAGCGUGGAUGCGCCGAGAGGGCUCUUUGCGAGGCCAGCGCGGAGUGUAUCGCUGAUACGAAAGGUCCAUCGUCGAUCUUCUGCCAACUUGGCUCGUACGCGACGAGCUAUCUCCUGCAGAGGCAGAGCGGCGUUGGCUUCGAGGCCUUGUACGAGGCGGGACGACGCGGUCGUACGGGAGGACUGCAAGACUGCAGGACUCUCUUUAUGGAUUGCAACGCUGUAUGAGCAAAUUCGCCCUUUACAGCUGUUCCGUCGAACGUGACUUGGAUUCCGCGGGAUUUCGGAAUCGUACGUUUUACUGAUCUCUUUACCAAAGCCUUUACCAUCCUACGAGACAUACCGUAUCUUUGUAACAGAGGUCUAACUCGUAUAAAUUACCGGCAAUUCGAUAACAUAAAGACUCAACGUUUUUCAAGUUAAAUUUUAUAGACUUUUCCAACGUUUCAACGUUAUUAAUCGUCAUAUGGUGACGUUCAAGGUUCAAUACAAUUUCCGAUGUCCCACAGUCUAGGUCAUGUUUUAAAACAAAAAUAUAGUUUUAAUCGAUGUAUCCACGACACGAGCGUGCAUCGAGCCGAGAUUCGCAUCGAAUCUCGUUAGCUCACCGAUUUGGCUCCAACUUAUGAUUGAUCGUUCUUCCAACGGAGAAUUCGAUACAUGUGUGUGUGUGUGUGUGUGUGUGUGUGUGUGUGUGCUCAUUAAAUAAUACAUGAAAUAAUCAUUUUGAUAUCAAUCCACGAUUCCAAUCGUGUCACGAAUAAACAAUCGCAAUUCUAAUCCUACUUGUCUCGCGAAAAAAAUUAGUUUUUAAGCUGUGAAUCAGACAAGUUUUUAUGAUUAAUCCCUCUUUAUCAAUUGAUUUCUAACAAUACACUUUGAUGAAAUUUCAUCUAAUAAAGUUUACAUUUUUAUUCAUCCCGUUGAGAAAUAUAUAUGUAUGUUUUUGUAUCGAUUAACUGAAUUUCGCCACGUCGAUUACAUAAUUACACAAUAAUAUUUAUUUCUAUUUAUUGAACGUGUUAAAUGUAGAUGUAGUAUUUUGUAGUUGGGACUCGGCGCGAGUUCUGGUGUUUUUCAUCUUUCGACAAUGGUGAUUGUUAUGUGCAACAAGCAGGCAACGAAGGUUUGUUGAUGGGGCAACACUUGCUCCCAACGAAUGAAAAUAAAUUCAAGUGGAUAAAAAUAAAUUUAUUUUGACAUUUUCAAAUUCGCGCUUCGGGAUUUUGCGAAUCCAUUCGAAUCCAUUUGAAGCUUUGGCUAUUUCUGAAUAUUCAAAGACUUUAGAACGCAAACUCGGAUAAAUAAAAAGAAAUUGCAAUUUUUAAUUUAUUUGCAUUUAUUUUCGUUUGCUGGGAUAUUUCAUGUUUAUGAUAAAUAAAAUUUUUUCAACUCUCAAAAGCAUUGAAAAGCAGUGGCAUUCACAUCGAUAAAAAGUCAUCAUUAUUGUUAUAUAAACUCGAUCCUGCAAUCGUAACUUAUAUUUUAAUGGAUUAAAAUUCUUCUAAUUUUGUCCAAUUCAAUUUUCAAUAUUUCAUUUCCGUACAUACAAUGAAACAUACGAAAAAUGAUAUUUAUUUAAUUACAAUUUUCACAUAUUUACUGCAACAUAGAGGAGUGAAUUUUUUAAUUAUACAUAUAACAAUCGCUACACUUAACGCCCGAGUUAUUUAUGUAUACGCAUCGCGCAUUAAUCAUUAAAUGUACGGUAUGUAUACGGAAUAUUAGCGAUAAUACUACAUUCGUAGGGAGGAAGA